Drosophila obscura is the source of this 3394-nucleotide messenger RNA. It is a transcript of the gene Abd-B, whose product is annotated as homeobox protein abdominal-B. Lineage: Eukaryota; Metazoa; Arthropoda; Insecta; Diptera; Drosophilidae. Gene Ontology annotation, biological process: regulation of transcription by RNA polymerase II. Gene Ontology annotation, molecular function: RNA polymerase II cis-regulatory region sequence-specific DNA binding; DNA-binding transcription factor activity, RNA polymerase II-specific. Gene Ontology annotation, cellular component: nucleus. The coding region runs from base 96 to 1721 and encodes 541 amino acids. The transcript has 5 exons. The record is from RefSeq and is a predicted model, not a curated record.
UCGGGUCGCACGCCGCUGCCGGGGCGUGGUGGGGGCAUCACACACACCCUCACCCACACGCCCACCCGCACCCGCAUCCGCAUCCGCAUCCUGCCAUGCAGCACCACCAUCAGCAACAGCAGCAGCAGCAACAACAGCAGCAGCAGCAACAACAACAGCUGCACCUGCAGGAGCAGGAGCAGCUGCAGCAGUCCUCGCAGCAUCUGCAUCAACUGCAUCACCACGCGCACCACCACCUGCCUCAGCCCCAGCCUCUCCACACCGCCAGUCACCAUCAGAGCGCGCAUCCCCACCUGCAGCAGCACUCGGUCGUCUCAUCCGCGUCGGUUGCGUUGUCCACUCCAUCCUCUGUGCUUCAGCAGCAGCAGCAACAACAGCAGCAACAACAGCAGCAACAGCAGACUACGCCCACCACACAUUCCACGCCCACGCAUGCCGUCAUGUACGAGGAUCCCCCACCUGUGCCAAUCGUCGCCGUGCAGCAGCAGACGGCUCUCCAGCAUCUUCCCGCUCCUCAACAACACCAGCAGCAGCAGCAGCAACAGCAACAGCAGCAGCAUCAGCAACAACAACAGUUGGCAACAACACCAGUGUCUGUCGCUCUCAGCCCUGCCCAGACACCCACUGGAUCCUCCGCCCAACAGCAACAACAGCAGCAACAGCAGCAGCCCCAACAGCAUCUCACAUCUCCCCACCACCAACAAAUGCCCCAGCAGCAGCAGCAGCAGCAGCAAACCCCAAAUAGCGUACCCAGUGGCGCCUCGACAGGGCUCCAACAACAGCAGCAGCAGCAGCAAAAUUCUGCGGUCGCAUCUGGCCAGGCCCAAAUCGUGGCGCCGAGCACGGCGAGCGUUUCUCCCUCCAGUGUUAGUUCCCAGAAGGAAGACAUCAAUAUGUCCAUCCAAUUAGCGCCACUUCAUAUACCCGCAAUCAGGCCCGGCCCCGGCUUCGAGACGGAUGCCUCGGUGGCUGUUAAGCGGCACGCGGCCCCCUGGCCCUACAACGACGACGGCUUCAACCAGUACCACGCCUCUGCCUCACAAUACUAUAUGGAACAGCGCGACCGCAAGCCCAUGUUCCCCUACUACCCAGAUACCCAGUUUCAGCCGUACUGGGCCAACUACCGUGAUCAGCCGACCUCCGCCGCAGCAGCGGCCUACAUGAGCGCCACCGACGACCGCCAUGUGACGGUGAGCGCGGCGGCAGCGGCGCGACAGUCGGUGGAGGGAACCUCGCAGUCCAGCUACGAAACGCCCACCUACUCGUCCCCAGGGGGACUGCGCGGAUACCCGGGCGAGGCCUACUCGAGCACAGGAGCCUCCGGAGGUCUGUCGGUGGGUGCUGUGGGUCCUUGCACGCCGACCAAUGCGCUGCACGAGUGGACCGGCGCGGUGUCGGUGCGGAAAAAGCGAAAGCCCUACUCGAAGUUCCAGACGCUGGAGCUGGAGAAGGAGUUCCUGUUCAACGCAUACGUGUCCAAGCAGAAGCGCUGGGAGCUGGCCAGAAACUUGCAGUUGACCGAGCGUCAGGUCAAGAUAUGGUUCCAGAAUCGACGCAUGAAGAACAAGAAGAACUCGCAGCGACAGGCUAAUCAGCAGAACAACAACAACAACUCCAGCAGCAAUCACAACCACUCGCAGACGGCUCAGCAGCACCACAACAACCAUCACCUGAACCUGGGUCUGAGCAUGGGCCACCACGCCGCCAAGAUGCACCAGUGACCUUUGGACAACAGCAGCGCCGGCACCAUGGGCUUCCCCACCUACUAGCAGUUAGCCAACCCGAAUCCGAACCCUCAACUGAAUCCGAACCCAGCUCCCGAACUGAACGGCCAUCUAAUCAAGAACGAGCUGGCCCUGGACUUUCCAUGUUAGCCGAAAGACUCGACCAACUCUGAGGCAAUUCGGUCAAAUGUACAAAGCACCUGAGCUCUUUUUAGCCAGGAUGUCAAGGGAGGAGGAAGAAGAUCUGGGUCUGGGUCUGGAUAUGGAGAAGGAGAUGGAGAUGGAGAUGAAGAAGGUAGCCCUGGAAUGAGCUGGCGUCGCUGUUCACCAAAGCAGAGCGGCCCCGAGGAGAUGAGAAGAAAAUACCUUAAAUGAAAUGCAUAUAUUUAAUAAGUCAGUUCUUAGAGAUCGAUUAACGAGCAGACACAACUGGCAAGAACGACACAACCAUUCAGCACAGAGCAGAACGGAACAGAACAGAACAGAACAGAUACCAUUAACCCAUUCAGAGCAGAUAGACGAUAAUGGCAGCUUAGUUCAGUAGUUGAAUAUGUAUGUAGUAGUGUAUGAGAAAAAAGCGAGGAACGGCAAGAGAUGCAGAGAAAGAUACACUUCAAAUUUGCAAUUUGUAUGAAAAUAUAUAUGUAUGUACGAGUAUGUAUGUAUUUCUAUCAAGGCUCUCAUUAACCUAAGCGAGCAUUAUGAAUUUUCAGAACUAUAAAUAUGAAUAUACUUAAACAUCAGUGAAUAUUAACCGUAUAAAUUAUGAAUAACAAGCGUUCGAGUAGUAGAUUUUACCAUAAUUAUCUUUGUAAGUGCAGCUAGAUUGCAGCUAAAUUAGGUUGAGCACAUCGUAGACCCAGAAAAUGUUCUUGAAACAAACAAAAAUUGUUUAACAAUUGUCAGUCGCCUCACCCAUCACCCAUCACCCACCCCACCCCACCACACCACACCACACGGAUACACUCACACUCGCACACAUCACUCAAACACUUGCCCACAUCCAAAUCCAAAUCCACAUCCAGAUAGAUAUGGCCACAAUUUAGGAUCAAUUUUGUCGUGUAAUGUUCGUUGUGUCGUGUCCUUUGAUACCUUCUAAGUUCCUGUAUAUAAACUAAGACAUUGGGCCAGUCCGAUUCCGGGCCGAAGAAAACACUUGAGAACUACUAUACAAUACUAUACUUUACUAUACUAUAUGGAAAGCAUACACAAGAAUAUUAAAUGUGUAUAAUGAAAUUCGGAUUCGAUUUUAGCAAAUGGUAGCCUCGUAAGAUUUCGAUGUGUGCAUGUUUACUCCAUAGUUAAAAUCGCUUUCGAUCUAACGUAACUUUAAAACAAACAAACAAACAAAAACUACUCGUAAAGCUAAAGCUAAAUCUAAAGAAACAAAAGGGAAACUUAAGAGAAAAGAAGAAUACAUUUUACUGAAGGAGAGGAAUGGAGUGGAGUGGAGAGGAGUGGAGAGGAGAGGGCGCAGUUGAGGAGGAAGUAAAUUAGCAUACUGUAACAGCUACUUAUAUAUAACUAAAUAUACAUAGUACUAUAAUACACGUACAUAUGCACACAUAUAUUUUCAUGUGUAUCGACUCCGCUUGAUCCUGAUAUUAAGUCUAAGUUUAGUUGUGUUGUGUAAUUAUCGAUUUUUGUUAAUGUUUUGCCCCCGAGCAUUA